Molecule: messenger RNA, 1495 nt
Organism: Hypoxylon fragiforme
Lineage: Eukaryota; Fungi; Ascomycota; Sordariomycetes; Xylariales; Hypoxylaceae
Product: ankyrin repeat-containing protein
Exons: 1
Coding region: 255-899 (214 amino acids)
Molecular function (GO): protein binding
Source: RefSeq, a predicted model, not a curated record
CGGCGGGGCUCUUCCGAGGAGCUCAAGUUGUCGCAUUUAUACUUAAGAGGUAUCUACACCGAUAUGCACUGAUUCUCCCACAUCUUCUUUAGGACGACAGCAAUCGCGAUAGUUCAGAAUUUUGCAAACUUUUUUCUACGAAGAAUUGACCAUCUGAGAAAUAUUGCGACUCUCAAUUAUUAAAUCAAGUUCCAAGCUAUCUACUACGUACCUAGCUUCCCAGGUACCUACAUACCUUCCUGCCUACCUACACAAUGUCCGCCAACCCGUUCCUGUUGGCCGCGGAUAACAGCCCAGAACUGCUACCUCUCCUCCGCCAAAAUUCAGAAUUAGCUGCGGGACAGGAUUCUCACGGCUACUCUCUACUGCAUGCAGCAGCAAGCUAUAACCAUCUAGAGCUUCUGCGAGCUUUGGUCCUCGAGUUCAACGUCGAUGUCAACCUACGCGACGAAGACGAAGAAACGGCUCUCUUCGUGGUCGAAACUGUGGAUGCGGCUAGAUUGCUGGUCGAAGAGUUGGGCGCUGAUAUAACAAUCCGAGGUUCAGAGGGCUUUACCGCGCGCGAGAAAAUAGACGAAGAGGGGGAUUUUCCCGAAGUUGCUGAAUACCUAGAAAGUAAAGAAGAUGGAAAUAGCGCCCCAGCUCUGUCGAAUGGCACCAACGGAGAGUUACCGCACGACGAGCUCAACUUAUACCUCAGCGGCUGGGCACCAGCAUCCGAAGAGGAUGAUGUUGAAAUCGACCCUAUAUUUCGACGGAGGAUAGAAGAAAUAAUUGCACGUCCGGACUACCGAGAUCCAACCGGCCAGCACGCACUCAGACAAGUAAUUGAAGAGAUGAUGCUGGCAGAAGAUCCCAUCAGUCGUAACGUUCGGCAAAGGCGAGAGUCAUCAGACUAAUUCCGGCAGCCGAACAAAUCAUCGCGAUAAUGCUUUGUAGUCAUGACUCUUAAUAUCCCAGAGGAAAUACUCCUUGGGCGAGUCUGGCGGCCGGAGAAUGGUACAGUCAGCGGUAUCCCCAACGAUACCUUUUGCGAACGAUGUUACGCUCAGCGAAAACCACGACUUAGAUGGCAGUGCGAGUAUUACAUCCGCCAGUAGCUUUUGAGUCCACUUGGGCGAGAUGAAGCCUUGCCAACUGAUUCGACAUAGCUUGCCCUCUUGGAUUUCUUCAGCUUGACCAGGAACUGAGUAAUCAGACAAAUAAGGGUCGAUCUUGUCACCUACUCUUAGUCGCGGACUAUUGAGCCGGACUAGAGAGAGCCAUUCAUAGAUAUCUAGCGCAAAAUCAUCGAGAUCUAAGCGAUUCUGAGGUUCAAGGAUGGCAGGUGAAGGCUUUAACAGUGGAAUAUUCAUGAAGAGAUCCUCGGAAAUUUCAGGACGUGAGGUGUAUUUGGUAGGAUAGUGCCGUAAGAGAGGAUCUGGGGUAGGGGCUAUGCGUUAUAGAUGUCAGAUACGAUGUCCUUGAUUAGGUAUAUAUUACUUACUCUUUGUGA